Danaus chrysippus (African queen) is the source of this 957-nucleotide messenger RNA. NCBI's taxonomy places the organism in Eukaryota, Metazoa, Arthropoda, Insecta, Lepidoptera, Nymphalidae. The record is from the annotation of a GenBank genome assembly.
AUGUCUGGGCUCAGUUAUACAUUCAGGAUGCCGACCUUCCUGACUCCUGGCCGGCAUGGCUACAGUGUAAGGUUUUCUCGUACGAACCCCGACACUCUAGCAGUAGCUACCAGCCAGUAUUAUGGUCUAGCUGGUGGUGGAACAUUAUUCUUUUUGGAACUAACACAAGAUGGAAGCAGUCUUGUUGAAUUACAAAAGAUUGAAUGGAGCGAUGGCCUCUUUGAUGUGUCAUGGUCGGGGUGUACGGAGGGGCUGGCUGCGUGCGGCGCGGGGGACGGCGGGGUGCUCGUCUGCCGGCCGGGGUGCUCCGCCCCUCUCAGAGUGUUGAGAGGACAUCGGGGAGAGGUGUGCUCUGUGGACUGGCCCGGACGACAAGUGUUGAGCGCUAGCUGGGACACUACUGUUAAAUUGUGGGACCCUGAAUCUGAUUCAUGUGUGAGUACAUUCUCGGGUCACUCUCAACUGGUCUACUCAGCGUCAUUCUCACCUCACUCUCCGAGUACCUUCGCCUCAGUGUCUGGAGACGGUCACCUCAAGCUAUGGUCGUGUUCUGAACAACGACCUAUAGCUGUCAUUAAGGCGCACGAUGCUGAGGUGUUAUCGUGUGACUGGAGCGGCGCUGAGAGCCGUCUGUUAGCGAGCGCCGGCUCCGACGGGCUCGUAAGGGGCUGGGACCUGAGGAGCCUCGCCGCGCCCGUCUUCACGCUCAGAGGUUGUGAGCGCGCCGUGCGUCGCGUACAGUUCUGUCCUCACGCGCCGGCCGUGCUCGCCGCCGUCUCCUACGACUUCACCACCAGGAUCUGGGACCUCAAGUUAGGCUGGUCCCCGCUAGAGACUAUUCGUCACCGUUCAGAGUUCACGUUCGGUCUAGACUGGAGCUCGCUCAGACCUCGCUCGCUCGCUGACUGCGGCUGGGACUCGCUCGUUCACGUGUUCGUGCCAAGGACACUCAUGUGA